UUCUAUCGAAAAAACGAAUUGACUGAAGUUCACAGACUCACUUCAUUCUUUAUUCAAAAAGAAAUAACCAUAAAAUGAAUCGCCAAAAACGAAAAACGGGCCGUUUUUAGUUGGUUUUUCGUUUUUUGAUUCUGACACCAAAAACGGUUAUUUGGUUUUUCGUUUUGAAACAAAAAACAGAUAAACGGUAUUUUCGUUUUAGUAUUACAAACGAAUUACGGAUUAUCCAGAGAUACCCAGACCCAGACCUUUCAAACUAUCAGCCUGGUCUUAAGGUGAUGGAGGACAACAAGCCAUGGGCUCUGAUCUCAGAGGUGGGUGAACAAGGUUACCUUGAAGAAGUCACUGACAUAAUGAAACAGCACUUCAAAAUCAUCUGCCACAAAGAGUUCCUUCAAAACCCCCAGCUGCACGGGCCUAAAAUCCAGGCCAUGUUCGUGUGGAACGCCUGCCCUUCAGCCGAGCCUUCACUGCUCAGUUCGCUUCCCUCGCUAAAGGUGGUCGCCAACGGAGGAGUGGGCAUCGACCACCUGGAUGUGCCAUACAUCACCAGCCUCGGAGUGAAGGUGACAAACACGCCUGGUGUGGUGAGUGAUGCCACUGCAGAUUUGGCAAUGGGUCUGCUUCUGGCAUCGGCACGGAAGAUCGUUGAGGGUCACCAAAUAGCUGUGGACCCAAAGACCACCCAUAUACCAGAAAGCCUGAUGGGAAUUGAAGUCACAGGGUCAACUCUGGGGAUUAUUGGAAUGGGCCACAUUGGCUGCAGAAUUGCUCAAAGAGGCAAAGGAUUUGACAUGAAGAUCCUGUAUCACAACAGGACCAGGAGGAGUGUUGAAGAUGAGCAAGCAGUUGGGGCGAGGUUCUGCGAGAACAUGGAUGACCUGCUGAGGGACUCAGACUUUGUCAUGCUGGCGGUCAAUCUGAGCCCUGAAACCAAGGGCCUGAUCAGCCACAGAGAGCUGGCACUCAUGAAACCCACAGCAACACUGGUCAACAUCAGCAGAGGUCUGGUUGUGGACCAGGAUGCUUUAGUUGAAGCUCUGAAGUCUGGAACAAUUCGCGCAGCAGCUUUAGAUGUGACUCACCCAGAACCAUUACCAAGGGAUCAUCCUCUCCUUGGCCUUCCUAAUGUGCUGAUCACGCCCCACGUUGGCACCAACACUUACACCACAACAAGGCGGAUGGUACAGAGGAUGGUAGAAAAUGCUUUGGCUGCAGUGAAAGGCCAAUCUAUUCCCAAUGAAGUCAAACCAAACUGACUUCACUGAUGGUACUACAUCUGUCUGGUUUGAGAAGUGUUUUUUAUGGCAAGAUGAAUAACUUUUAUCUUUUCUUUAAAUUAGUUUUGGUUGUGCAGUGUUCUGUCUAACAAUCUGCCAUAAUCACUGUGAUAAACAGGGACAUUUGUUGGAUUAAGAUCUUUAAUUUAUUAGUUAGCUAAUGUUGGAUAUGAAAUUACAUGACUGUAAUUUUGAAGUGUAGCCUUACAACUUUGUUUUGAUUGACUGUAUUUUUUUUUUUUUUACAUUACAAUGUUUAUGUACAUGCUGCACCACCUAAAAAUCAUAAUAAAACUACCUCAAAUUUA
This is a messenger RNA of Micropterus dolomieu (smallmouth bass), 1588 nucleotides long. RefSeq names its product probable 2-ketogluconate reductase. Bases 279 to 1259 code for a protein of 326 amino acids. Gene Ontology annotation, molecular function: glyoxylate reductase (NADPH) activity; NAD binding; hydroxypyruvate reductase [NAD(P)H] activity. Gene Ontology annotation, cellular component: cytosol. The record is from RefSeq and is a predicted model, not a curated record. NCBI's taxonomy places the organism in Eukaryota, Metazoa, Chordata, Actinopteri, Centrarchiformes, Centrarchidae. The transcript has 6 exons.